This is a messenger RNA of Amphimedon queenslandica, 1127 nucleotides long. RefSeq names its product ribosomal RNA-processing protein 14-C-like. The coding region runs from base 48 to 1034 and encodes 328 amino acids. The record is from RefSeq and is a predicted model, not a curated record. Gene Ontology annotation, molecular function: RNA binding; DNA binding. The transcript has a single exon. Gene Ontology annotation, biological process: ribosomal small subunit biogenesis; ribosomal large subunit biogenesis. Gene Ontology annotation, cellular component: nucleolus. Lineage: Eukaryota; Metazoa; Porifera; Demospongiae; Haplosclerida; Niphatidae.
GUUAAGCCCCGCCCUUCAACACACCCACGUGCUACCACGUGUACAAAAUGGAGGCUAGACUAGAGCAAUAUUCUUCUCUUUUCUCUUCAAUGAUAGACCUCAUACCUCCAAAUUAUUACUUAUGCAAAGAGGAGGAGUUCAUUCAGUCGAACAAAUACUUUCACAAGACGAAAAAGAGGAAAGAAAUCAGCAAAGAAUCUUUAAUAAAAGCAAAGAAGUCGAGAUUGGACCCAUCGGAGAGAAAGACGGUGGAAGAAAUCAAGAGAGAGAUGGAAGAAGAAAAGAUGGAGACAGAAAAAGACGAAGGAGAAUCAAACGAAGUCUCAGAGUCUUCGCUGAAACUCAACUUGGAGAGUAUUGAGAGCGUCCCAUUAUCGGAGCUGAGGGAGAGGCUGAGUCUUAAAAUUAAAGAUUGCCAGUUCAAGAGAAAAAUGAAAGAGCCGGCGACAAAAACGAAGAAGGGAAAGGGGAAGGAAAGCGAUAAAAAGGUUAAAAAGAAAAAGAAAGAUAAGGAGGGCAAGGUUGAGGAUCGUAAGAGUAUAUCACAGACUUUAAAACCGCCUAAAACUGAAACUGAGUCUGGUCAAGUAUUAUUUAAUAAAUUCGAAUUUCGUAAUCUAGAAAGCUCAAACGAGCCGAGACAGAAAAAGAAACGAAAGAAGGAAAGCACUGAGCAAUUGCUCGUUAAAGCGAAGGAGAGAGAAAGGAAACUCUGUGAUCUAACUGAGACAGACCCAGAGAAAGGGAAAGAGUUAAAGGAAAAGAUAAAAUGGCGACAAGCAAUGAUGAAAGCUCAGGGAGUCAAGGAGAAAACUGACUCACAGCUCUUGGAGAAGACACUGAAAAAGGAAAAGAAGUUAAAGGAAAAGAGUCAAAAGAAAUGGAAAGAGAGACUCGAGAGUCAGAAAGAGGUUAAGGAGAAGAAGCAAGCUAAAAGACAGAAGCACAUUAAAGAAAGGAUCGACGCCAAAAAAGCUAAAAAUAGCAAGAAAAAGAGGCCCAAAGGAAUGAAGAAAGUUGUCUUACGCUCGUGAGUAUAGCAACUUUUCGUAAAAAUAACAAUAGUAAUAUUAAUUUUUAUAAUAAUGAUAAUGAAAUUGAAACAUAAUCCACUAAAAUGUAAUAAC